AUGGUCAAGAAGCCAUCCAAGGCUCAAAAGGCCAAGCUGCGCAGGGCAGGGGGUAGCGCGGACGAUGGCGAGUCCCGAAGCGGAAGAGGUGGUCGAGGUGGACGCGGGCGAGGUCGUGGUCGUGGAGGUGCCGCAGCUGCUGCAGGAGGAGGAGGUAGGGUAGGAAGGUCCAGCUUGCUACCACCAGACCAGCAAGCAGCAUUCGAGUCGCGCAAGCGCACCGUCCAGCUGGAGGAGUCUGCUUUCUCGAAACUUUCACCGCCCGUGUUGGAGCGACUCAACAUCCUUGCUUCCUAUGCGGACCUACGACGACCCAUUCCGGAGGAGCUUACGCCGUUCGACUAUUCGAGAUUCGGUCGUGCCCGGGCGGAAAAUCACCAACGAACCUUGGAUCAAGAGCAGGGAAAGAUAGACGAGCGAGACUCUCACCCACUAGCCGGUUGGCUUCAGGGUGGCCCGAAGCAAUCAGAGAAGCAAGAUCGAGGCGACGAUUCCUCGGACGAUGAUGAAGCCGAAAAGGUUGACGAGGGUGAAGAUCCAGGAGUGACAGGUGUAGAGGAAACGGGAGAGCUUCGUCUGCCCAAGAGACCAAAGUGGAGGUCAGACAUGGAUACCAAGACCAUCCAUUCGCAAGAGGAAGAGGUCUUUCGGCAGUGGCUACGCAAAACAGAUGCCGUGGUCGAACGAGCCUUCUUCACCUCGUCGCCCAUGUUCGCCGGACUGACAUCUCACACCCGAUCCGACGACAAAGCCGCAUUUGCUCCCUCUCCAGCCACCGCAGGCAUGGGUGGAAGUCGAAUGGUCUCCUCCAUCGCAUCCCAAGACAGCAUAAGCGAACUCUUGCACCACCGUCCAUCUCCCGGCACCUCCGUUAUCGGAAGCCUGUACGAACGAAACAUCGAAGUCUACCGUCAGCUUUGGCGCGUUUGCGAGCGCAGCGACCUCGUUUGCGUCCUAGCCGAUGCGAGAUGCCCCCUGCUCCACCUGCCACCUAGUCUCAUCGGCUUUCUGGAACGGUACAUGCGACUCAAGGUCAUCAUUGUGCUGACAAAGGCGGACAUCGUACCUAAGGAGAUUGUCGAUGCUUGGAGGGGGUAUCUCAAACAGCUGUAUCCGAAGUGGGAAGUGGUGGCUACGGAAAGCUAUGCAAAGCUGGAGAGGAUGGAGGGGCAAGGUUCGCGGACGAGGUUUGCUCCGUAUCUUUCGCCACAUUCGAGGAGAGAGUUGUUUGCGGCGCUGCGAAAGGCACAUGGUGAUUUGGUGACACCGCCAAAGGUGGUACAGGACGACGCGAAGAAGAGCAGAGAGUGGAUGCCGCCGUGUGCGACAGAUACGGACUGGGAAGGCGUGGAAAGACGCGUGCAGCUCCACACAGAGGGUUUCGAGGCAGGCGAAGGUGCUGACAUCCCAGAACGCAGUUCCGAGAACGAUCUUGAUGCGAAAGACGCAAACCUACCCAGCCAGAAGAACAAUCAGGACGCCAAAGCGACUCGCUCGCACCUGCCUUAUCUCACCAUCGGCCUCAUCGGUCAGCCCAAUGUCGGCAAAUCGAGCCUGCUCAAUGCUCUGUUUGGCUCCAAAGUCGUUCGCGCUUCCAAGACGCCAGGAAAAACCAAGCAUUUCCAGACGCACUUCCUCGUGCCUCUUCCCUCACCUUCCUCCUCCUCUUCCAACAACGUCGAUACCGACCACCCCAAAGCAGUCGGAGAAGAAUCCCACCGCGGCCAAAUCCGACUGUGCGAUUCUCCCGGCCUCGUCUUCCCCUCGCUCAUCGGGAUGGAGAUGCAAGUCAUGGGCGCCAUCCUGGCCAUCUCGCAAGUGCAAGCAAUCACCUCAUGCAUCCGCUUUGUCGCUGAACACAUCGCGCUCGAAAAGGUUCUGCAACUGCAGUAUCCACUCGAUGAAGACGAGGCGCAGGAGGAGGACGGGAAAGAGGUGUGGACGGGCGUCAAGAUUUUGGAGGCGGUGGCUAGGAGGUACAUGUUCAAGACGGCAAAGGCGAAUCGAUGGGAUGUGAAUCGAGCGGGGAAUCUGGUGAUGCGUGCGGUCGCCGAGGGGAGGAUCAAGUGGGCGUUUCGACCGCCGUCGUCGCGUGAACAGGUUGGAGUGGGUGGGAUCGGAGAAGGUAUUUGGAUGCCGGAAGCUAGCCAAGAUGCUGUUCAAGGGGACGAAUCGGACUUGCUCACCGCGCCCAACCCGGACGACGAGGAAGAGAACGAGCAAGAUGAAAAGAAGAAGACCGAGGACGAAGAUGAGAGCGAUGACGAUGCGGACAUCGCUCGAAAGGUGCGGUUCGACUUUGGCGUAGUCGAAACCGAAGACGACGAUGACGAUGAAGAGGACGAGGAUGACAGAGGGAUGGUCGGGUCUACAAAUUCGUUGUUCAGUGCUCUCGCUGUCGAAGCUGGAGACGACGACGAUGAUGACGGUGAUGACGAUGAAGACGACCAGGAAGAAGACCAAGAGGGAUAG
Pseudozyma hubeiensis SY62 is the source of this 2472-nucleotide messenger RNA. RefSeq names its product nucleolar GTP-binding protein 2. The record is from RefSeq and is a predicted model, not a curated record. Lineage: Eukaryota; Fungi; Basidiomycota; Ustilaginomycetes; Ustilaginales; Ustilaginaceae. The transcript has a single exon. The coding region runs from base 1 to 2472 and encodes 823 amino acids. Gene Ontology annotation, molecular function: GTPase activity; GTP binding.